CCGCCUUUUAAUGUACAAUUUACACGAUGGAAUUGAAAGGGAGAUCGAUGCCCCAAAUCGUUAGAAGCGGAACGCGUGAAAGACGCGUUAGCCUGGCUCUCGCGGUAUCAAGGGACCCGACGCGAGUUCCUUUCCCGCAGAGAAAUACCUUUUUCUCUUCCCAUUCGCCUUCCCUUGGUAAUCACGUAACGGCGCGUGAUAAUCGGGAUCCGUGGAAAAAAGAAAGGACAAAUUCACUGCCGGACGUAACAUGCAGUACACGUAUCUCCGAUAAGUUUAUCUUCUAAUUUGGUUACGCCUUGAAUACUUAAAAAGCGGGCGGUGAAAACGGAAUCGCGGUUGUAAAUUCUUCGCAUAUACACGUUGAUUUUAUUUAACUUCAUAAAAGUUUCAUAAAGGAAUUCGAAACGAAGUAGUUGUAAUUAAUUAUAAUUGGAUUCGCGUUUUAUGCUUGGUAACGCUAGAGGCUCGCUCGUAAAUUGCUACGUUGCGUUUUAAUCAGCUAAGUAGGGUUAUGGGUGCCGAUUAAUUUAUAGGGAUAUUGCAGUUUACGUUUUAGAAGCGUUGAAUAGUUUGUAUCGCGGUUAUGAACGUUUUCGAUAAACAUUGUCGAUUUCGAUCAUGCACGCUGCGAUACCACCCCUCGUUCGAUCUUGCUAUAUCGAACGCUGUUCGAGAUUCAAGAUUCCCUUACUACGACAACUUUGACUACAGGUUAUGUCAAACAAUCGUGUUGUCACGAUUUUCUUAUCGGGACUUUGAAGUUUAAAAAUGUUAUCAUAUUUUCGUUGAUUAAUUCCGUUAAACAAUUCAGUUGAUUCAAAUUUGUGCUAGAAUCACAUCGUAAAUAUGAAUUACUCCCGUGUGUAACCGAUCGGUUUGCGAAAACAAGCAGUAGUUCUUAGAAGCAGGGAGGUUAAAAGUUCAAUAGUUGUCUCUUUUGUCUAUCUUGCGAAAAUGGAUGAUCAAGCUUGUCCAAGAUGCAAAACUACCAAAUAUCGAAAUCCAUCAUUGAAAAUGAUGGUAAACAUUUGCGGACACACUUUGUGCGAGAGCUGCGUCGAUUUAUUAUUCCUUAAAGGUUCUGGCUCUUGCCCUGAAUGUAAAAUUCCUUUAAGGAGAGCAAAUUUUCGAGUACAAUUAUUUGAAGACCCUAUGGUAGAAAAAGAAGUAAACAUAAGGAAAAGAAUUCUCAGAGAUUUUAAUAAGAAGGAAGAGGAUUUCGCAACUUUAAGAGAAUACAAUGAUUACUUGGAAGAAGUAGAAACCAUAAUAUAUAAUUUGGCUAACAACAUUGAUGUGAUCGAAACAAAUAAGAAGAUAGAGCAAUAUAAGAAAGACAAUAAAGAUCAAAUAACGAAGAGCAAGUCAAAGCUUGGGAGAAGCGAAUAUGAAUUGGAGGAGAUGAUUGAACUGGAAAGACAGAAGGAGGAAGAGAGAAAACUAGAAUUAGCUAAAGAGGAAGUAGAAGCCAAAAGGAAAAAAAUUCGGGAAAAGGAAGCGCUGAUAGAUGAAUUAACAUAUUCAGAAGGAAAUGCAAAGAAUAUUGUAGAAACAUUUGCCUCUGCUAUACAAGCGUCAAAGAAGGAAAUGAAAGCAACUCCUCCUAAGGUCACUCAAUUCAGUACAGGAAUUAAAUUCGGCUCUCAGGGAAGCCAGAAUUACAUGCCCAUGCCGAAGAUCGAGGAAGGGCCUCUGUACUCUUACACCCCCAUUCAACAAGGUACCGAUGGUCCAACGCCACCUGGUUGGAGAGAAUUGCAAUCUCGCGGCUACGUUUCUCACGUGCGCGCUGAAUCGGCUGCCGAAAGGGCAGGAGGAUUCAAGGCGCACGUCGCUUGCCUAAGAGCUUUACAAGAAGCUAUGGCUGGUUUGUAUUAUAAUCCAUCGCAACGGCAAACGGAAUUUACGACCGUGUAAUUAAAUCCCAAUUAUUUGAUACUAGGAUACUACAUUUCUAGUUUUGUACAUAACAUUUAACGAUAGAUAUGACUAAUUGCGAUUCAAAGUUUGCAAUUUAUUGUCGUGAAGCAAUAAAAGUCAAACUGACUAUGUACCCGUGAUGUAAUCAGAGAUUACAGGUAUACGUGCCUUGCAUAUUUAUGUAACGCAUACUGUAACACUAUGUACGACUAGUACCUGUUUACUGUUCAUUGAGUGUAUGUGUAAGAAAAGUCCAUUUCUUUCCAUGCAAAAUAAAACCGAUUUUGUUAAACAUA
Molecule: messenger RNA, 2219 nt
Organism: Ceratina calcarata
Lineage: Eukaryota; Metazoa; Arthropoda; Insecta; Hymenoptera; Apidae
Gene: Mat1
Product: CDK-activating kinase assembly factor
Exons: 2
Coding region: 958-1920 (320 amino acids)
Biological process (GO): nucleotide-excision repair; positive regulation of cyclin-dependent protein serine/threonine kinase activity; regulation of transcription by RNA polymerase II
Cellular component (GO): transcription factor TFIIH holo complex
Molecular function (GO): cyclin-dependent protein serine/threonine kinase activator activity
Source: RefSeq, a predicted model, not a curated record